Molecule: messenger RNA, 1007 nt
Organism: Durusdinium trenchii
Lineage: Eukaryota; Dinophyceae; Suessiales; Symbiodiniaceae
Source: the annotation of a GenBank genome assembly
UUUGGCUCAGUAAUGAUGAGGAUCCUAGCAUAGCAAAAGGGCCGCAGAUGCUAUGCGAUGCGCGGUCGGCUUGGUCGACUUGUGUUUUUCUACUCCUUGACCUUCGGCAGAGGCCAAGUCUUUCCGGCGGCACCUCGCCCCACAGACUCCGAGCCUUGCGGUUGCCCGGAUCCCAUCUAUGGUGAGGACAUUUGCUACGAGCCAGUAUGCCCUCCUGGCUAUUUCAGGUGUUGUGCGACUUGCUAUGAAGCACCCUGCUAUGGACUAAAGAAAGACCUUGAGUUGUCCUGGCGUGGCAUCUACGAAUGCAUCCUGUGUGAGCCGGGAGACUUUUGUGACGGAUGCGACACCUUCAAAAAGUGUCCCGACAACACACAGGCCUCUCGGGAAGGACCGCGAGUGUCCAGAGCAGGCUCCACACGGAUUGCCGACUGCGAGAGCUGCGCAGCUGGCAUGGAGGCUAGCUUCAAGCGAGAUCGGUGCGUGCAGGCCUAUACCCACGUUUGCAACGAGGAGUUUGUUCAACGCUGCAUUAGAAGUUGCAAGGCCGAAGAGCCUUCACGUGGGAAGAAGCUCACCCCAUGUGAGCAAAUAAAGUGUGAGAUGUACUGUGCGAAGCAGUGGUCAGAUGAAUGUGCAAAUGUUAUCGGAGAUAUUUGUAGGGAUCUCACAACGGCAAAGGACUCUGGUGUAAUUGGAGUCGAUGGAACUUCAGAGGUAGAAGUCCUGAUUUGCGACGUGGAUUGCAACGGAUCUUUUCAGACCUCUUUGGCCACCAUUGUAGCUGUGAUGUGUCUUUUGGCAGUGAGAUCAUGAGAUGACGACAAGAUUUGUGCACGUUUUGCGCCGUGGCGCCAGAUAAGUUUCACAUGCAUCGACAGCAGAUCUGCCUCCCAUUGGUCCGAAGGACAAUCUGGGAUGUUAAUGUUGAGUGCACCAGACGGUGCCAUAAACUCAGAUUUGUCAUUCUUGGCAAAGAAGUAGGAAUGCAGCAUGCAGCUGGACAA